CCUGUUGGGUCAUGUCCUGCUGUAGACUCUUCUGCAUCAUGUCAGUCAGAGGAUGACAUCAGUUAUAACACUCUGACCAGACAAGCUACUGCUAUUAUGUUGACUGCAAGAGAAAAACACCAUCUUUCACAGAGAGGUGUGAAUGAUGUCUUGGCUGCAAUGCAGCAAUAUCAAGCCCUGUUGGUGACUAAUCUGAGGAGUCAGCUACAAACUGUAUUCCAGCAACAUCAAGGAAGUGAACUUGAAAAGGAAGCGAUGGCAGUAUUCGACCGGAUUGAGGAUCCAUUUUCCUCUGUUGCAACAACAUACAGGCAGGACAACGUGAUUAAGGAAAAUUUCAAUUUUGUGGAGUCAGAGGAGGUUACUGUUGGGUAUACUGCCUGCUUGAAGAAAAAAGGGACAAAAAGGGUCCUCUCCACAAGAACCAAAUGUUUUCAUUACGUACCUCUGAUUAAAAGUUUAGAACAGUUAUUGUCCCAUCCAAAAGUUUUAGAAAUGAUAGAUCAGCCGCAAAAAUACAGAAGUGGUGGUUAUCUGUAUGACAUCAUAGAUGGAGAGCUCAUGAAAUCACACCCUUUAUUUUCAGCCCGGCCCUCUGCUUUACAGAUAAUCAUUUACUCAGACGAAAUUGAAAUCUGCAAUCCACUUGGAUCUCAUGCUUCCAAGAAUAAGUUACUAAUGUUUUAUUAUACAUUAGGAAACAUUGAUCCAAAAUAUAGAUCAAAACUCGCUGCAAUUCGUCUACUUGCUAUUGCAAAGAAGAGAGAGUUGUCUGAUUGUGGAGUGGAUGGAAUUUUGGCCAGGUUGUAUGAGGACUUGGAAAUGCUAUAUGAUGGUGUUAAUAUUCAAACUGCGAAUGGGGAACGUGAAAUAUUUGGAGCAUUAGUUUCGAUAUGUGGAGACACCUUAGCACAACAUGAGCUUUGUGGAUUUAAAGAGGGUGUUGGUUUCGCCUAUAGUAAGUGCCGGCAGUGUGAAUGUUCGUUUGAGGACAUGCAAAUGUAUUUUGACGAAGACAAUUUUGAGCUAAGGACACUAGAAAAACAUGUUCGACAGUGUAGUGACAUUGAGAAGGCAAAUACUGAGUAUCUUAGAAACAGUUUAAAGACUACAUUUGGCAUUAACAGAAGAAGCAAGCUGGUAGAAUUUCCGGCCUUUAACUUGAUUGAACAAACACCUCAGGAUUUGAUGCAUAUAAUUCUUGAAGGCAUUGCUCCAUUAGAAAUAAAGUGUGUGUUAAAACAGUUAGUUCUUUUAGGUCAACUAGACUUGGAUGUUCUCAAUACUGCAUUAACUGGAUUUCCCUACUCUCCACUUGAUGUCAGAGACAAACCAAGCCCUAUAGCUUACAGCACAUUAGCUUCAAGUGAUAAUAAAUUGAAGCAAUCCUCAGGCCAAAUGAUUGUUCUACUGAAGAUAUUGCCAUUUCUUAUUGAUACAGCUAAAGAUACUGAAUACUACAAAAUAAUUCUUGAACUCAUAGAAAUUGUUAAAAUUGUUUGCUCCUGUCAUUGGUCUACAGACAAUUAG
This is a messenger RNA of Pleuronectes platessa (European plaice), 1530 nucleotides long. RefSeq lists its product as uncharacterized. Bases 97 to 1530 code for a protein of 477 amino acids. The transcript is spliced from 3 exons. Lineage: Eukaryota; Metazoa; Chordata; Actinopteri; Pleuronectiformes; Pleuronectidae. The record is from RefSeq and is a predicted model, not a curated record.